AGGCCAGUACUUCUUCGGUCAGUUCUCGUGGUGUUCUGAUGACUGGCCAUUAUUGAAGAUUGUUGUAUUAAACCUGGCUACAGUACCCACUAUAGUACGACUAAGCGAUGCCUUCAACAAAGAAAGGCAAGCCUCAAGGUGGAACUUUUGAACAAGAGAAUGUUUUACAAGCUGUUGUUGUAGCAGACAGAUUCGAUGAAAAAUUUCAACCUCUUUCUGAUGACAUUCCUUUGGCAUUGUUCCCCUUAGCAAACAAACCAUUGUUGGAUUACACGCUAGAUUUUCUGUCAUCAAAUGGAGUUCAACAGAUCUAUGUUUACUGCUGUCAUUGCUCUGGUCUGAUAAAGGAUUAUAUUGCAAACAGCAAAUGGGGAGCCAAAUCCUCUCAAUGCCGAGUCACUCCUAUUGUGUCAUCAGAUUUUACAUCAUUGGGUGAUGUAUUGAGAGACAUCGAUCAAAAAUCGUUGUUUGAAACAGAUUUUCUUCUUGUAGCAGGAGAUCUGAUAUCGAAUAUGUCUCUUCAGCAAGCUUUAACAGAACAUAGGGAUAGAAGGACGAAAGAUAAAAAUAAGCCGUUGAUGACACUAAUUUUGCGUAGUUGUCCUCCCACUCAUGAGAUGAGAUCAGCAGAUGAUGACAUCGUUGUUGCUCUCGAUUCUCAUACUCAACAAGUUCUUUAUUAUCAAAAAAUCGGUUUAACAAGGAAACCUAAAUUUGAGUUCCCAUUGAAAACCCUACUGCAGAAUACUUGUUCCAAUUUUGAAUUUCGGUAUGAUUUAUCAGAUGCCGGUGUUGCUGUCUGUUCCCCCCAAGUUCCUCAAUUAUUUACAGAUAAUUUUGAUUACCAAACUAAAGAAGAUUUCAUCAAAGGAAUUUUGAUAAAUGAAGAGUUUUUAGGAAAUCAAAUCCACAUUCACACAAUUAAAAGAGAUUUUGCAGCGAGAAUUUCUACCCUUCACAUGUAUGAUACGAUAAGCAAGGCAGUUACUUCAAGAUGGAUUUACCCUUAUGUUCCUGAUAACGAUUUCGAAUCUGGAGAAAAUUCAGUUUCUGGAAAAAACAAGAAAGAUACCACUUUGGCCUCCUCUCCAAAACUGUAUCACCAUCUGCGACGAAAUGUAUAUAUUGGGAGUAUAAAAUCUUUGGGGAAAGAUAGCUCAAUUGAGGAUAAUUGUGUGAUCGGACAUGAUACUAUUAUAGGAAAUAACUGCCGAAUAAGAAACUCUGUGGUUGGAAAUGGUUGUGUUAUUGGUGAUGAUGUUUCUAUUAAAGAUUCCUAUCUUUGGUCUGGUGUUACGGUGAAAGACAAAUGUACAAUAGACAAGAGCAUUCUGUCAAAUAAUUCAAUCAUUCAUGAAAAUACUAAAAUACCUUCUGGAUGUGUAUUAGCAACACAGGUUGAAAUUGGUCCGAAUAUAACGUUGAAGGACGACACUGUGAUUCAUAUUGAAAUUGAUGAUGAAACUUUUGCAGAAGGAGAAAAUAUGCAAAAGAAGGAUACUAAUCCAUCUUUGGUUGGUGAAAGAGGUCGAGGAAUAUUAUGGAGUAGAGUUGAGGAUAUAGAUAGUGAUAUGGAAGAUGAAGAUGUUGGAAUGGAAAUCAUUCGUGAAGGAAUCUGGGGAAUGUCUCUCACUGAGAGAGAUAAAAUGUUCCCAACAUAUAGUGACGCGGAAUCAUCAGAAGAUGACGAUAUUUCAACAGAUGGAAGUGACAUGGAGGAUUAUGAGAAUGAGGAAAAUUCAAUAACAUUAUUUUUCAAAGAAGUCAAAGACAGUUUAUCGCGAGGAAUAGAAGAAAGUAUCAAGUGCGAUAAUUUAAUUUUGGAAAUUAACUCAUCAAAAUAUGCUUACAAUGUCACGAUACAGGACGUUAUUCGAAAUGUUACUAAAGCCACAUUUGAGAUUUCUUAUUUGAGAUGCAAUGAUGCACCAUUCUUUCCAGCUUUGAAAAAGGUUCUGUUAUAUAUGUCUCCAGUUUUCAUGAAUUAUAAUAAAACAAGUCAGUCACAGAUGGAAUGUAUUAAUGAAAUUGAACAAUAUUGCUUAUGCAACAAACAUGCUUAUGAUUGUCUUAUCAAGAUUUUGAUGUUAUUAUAUGAGAAUGACAUCUUAGCAGAAGAAGUAAUUCUAUCAUGGCAUAAAAAUCCUUCCACAGUGCAAACUUCAGAAGUUUCUGAUGUAACUCCCAACCAAUUACGAAAAUCAGUUACCAAAUUUAUUGAUUGGCUACAAGAGGCAGAAGAAGAGUCAUCUAGCGAAGAUGACAGCUCAUGACAAAACUCAAAAAAUUGUGGCUGCUUGGUAAAACCAGAUGUGGAAACUGGUAGAGGUUUUGGGUGAAAUUUUUGUUUACUGCUUGUAUGCUGUGAUAUUUAUCAUCUAUAAUGCUUGUGUUAACCAUAGCCUAAUCGGAGGUAACUCUGUGGUUUGUUUGUCGGAUUUCCUUGGGCAAGAAACGGAAGAAUAAUGUUUUGUUUUGACGAAAUAUAAGAUGAUGGACGGAAUA
Messenger RNA from Styela clava, 2505 nucleotides. Lineage: Eukaryota; Metazoa; Chordata; Ascidiacea; Stolidobranchia; Styelidae. The record is from RefSeq and is a predicted model, not a curated record.